UUAUUUGUUACACCUGUCGAGCCAACUGAUUUUUCAACCAUGAACGCACCACCGACCUUCGAAUCUUUCCUUCUGUACGAAGGAGAGAAGAAAAUUAUCAAAGAACUGGACAUGAAAGUUCCAAACGCUGCCAUAUUCACCGUCAACAAGGAAGAUCACACGCUGGGAAACAUGAUUCGCAACCAGCUGCUGAAGGAUCCGAACGUGCUGUUCGCUGGCUACAAACUUCCCCACCCGCUCGAGCACAAGUUCGUACUGCGCAUCCAGACGACGUCGGAAUAUUCCCCUCACGAAGCGUUCAUGAACGCCAUCACCGAUCUGCUGUCCGAGCUGUCCCUGUUCGAGGAGCGGUUCCGGGAGGCGAUGAAGGAAAAGAAGGAGGGUGGCGAUUAGGAUUAUUUCGGAUACACCAUAAGGCGGGAGGUGAGAGUAGGUGAGCAGCGGGACAGAGAGAGAGAGAGGGUUCAUGGUCCGUUUUUACCCUCAUGGAAUGUCGGUGUGCGAACAGGCAGGCUUUUUAAUGUUUAAGAAUAUAUGACCUAUAUUGGAUUCAGUAUAAAUAUUGAAUUAAUCCUA
Molecule: messenger RNA, 576 nt
Organism: Anopheles merus
Lineage: Eukaryota; Metazoa; Arthropoda; Insecta; Diptera; Culicidae
Gene: Rpb11
Product: DNA-directed RNA polymerase II subunit RPB11
Exons: 3
Coding region: 40-393 (117 amino acids)
Biological process (GO): transcription by RNA polymerase II
Cellular component (GO): RNA polymerase II, core complex
Molecular function (GO): protein dimerization activity; DNA binding
Source: RefSeq, a predicted model, not a curated record